Messenger RNA from Pangasianodon hypophthalmus (striped catfish), 2478 nucleotides. RefSeq names its product solute carrier family 6 member 6a (gene slc6a6a). The transcript is spliced from 15 exons. NCBI's taxonomy places the organism in Eukaryota, Metazoa, Chordata, Actinopteri, Siluriformes, Pangasiidae. Bases 516 to 2429 code for a protein of 637 amino acids. Gene Ontology annotation, molecular function: taurine:sodium symporter activity. Gene Ontology annotation, cellular component: plasma membrane. The record is from RefSeq and is a predicted model, not a curated record. Gene Ontology annotation, biological process: taurine transmembrane transport; neurotransmitter transport; sodium ion transmembrane transport.
AAAUGCGUUGCGGUAACACAGUCAGCGCGUGAACGCUGCAACGUAGCGCGUAGUAACGUGCGCGCGUGUGUGCGUGCGUGUAUGUGUGUGUGCGUCCGCGAGCGCGCGCGCGCGUGUCUCUUUAAGAAACACACUCCUGUUGCAUGGAGAGUCUGGUGUUUUUCCACUCACUCCGAUAUUACCCAUAUAAGACACGAAGGUCGGCGAGAGAGAGAGGGCGUGAAGAUUAUUUGUAGUUGCCUCGCCGAUCGCGCGCGCAGACAAACCCACUCUCUCUCUCUCUCACACACACACACACACACCGCACAAAGAAACGGCAGGACGAGAAGAGACUGAGAGACUGAGCAAUAAAUCCGGGGCACAGGAUUAUGAUGUCCUUCCUCUGAGCUGAACUUCAGCCUGGUUUUGACUCUGGUAAACUCACAGAAGCCUUGUGUUUUCCUGCCUUGGAUUAACCAUUGCCUGCUCCAGCCGUGUCGUUUUACCCUCGCUCUCACAGUAUAAACCAGUCCAAUAUGUCGAUCAUCAGCCACCAUCAGGCCGCCAUGGCUGAUAUGGCACAGAAAGAGAAGCUGCAGUGUCUGAAGGAUUUCCAUAAGGACACGCUAAAGCCAUCUCCGGGUAAAAGUCCAGGCACGCGUCCAGAGGACGAAGCAGAGGGAAAACCUCCACAGAGGGAGAAAUGGGCCAGCAAACUGGACUUCCUGCUCUCUGUAGCCGGCGGCUUUGUUGGAUUGGGGAACGUCUGGCGUUUCCCGUACCUCUGCUACAAGAACGGUGGAGGUGCAUUUCUCAUCCCAUAUUUCAUCUUCCUGUUUGGUGGAGGACUUCCCGUGUUCUUCCUGGAGGUGGCGCUGGGCCAGUUCACCUCUGAAGGAGGGAUCACCUGCUGGGAGAAACUCUGCCCCAUCUUCACUGGUAUUGGCUACGCAUCCAUUGUGAUUGUGUCCCUGCUGAACAUCUACUACAUCGUGAUCCUGGCUUGGGGUUUGUAUUACCUGCUGCAGUGUUUGCAGAGAGAGCUGCCGUGGGCGCGCUGUCGCCACAGCUGGAACACCCCCAACUGUGUGGAAGACACCAUCCGCAAGAACCAAACCCUCUGGCUCUCAGCCAAUGUCACCAACUUCACCUCACCCGUGACUGAGUUCUGGGAGCGUAAUGUGCUAAGUUUGUCAUCGGGGAUUGAUGAGGUGGGUGAGCUGAAGUGGGAUCUUGCCCUCUGUCUGCUCGCCGUCUGGGUCAUCUGCUUCUUCUGCAUUUGGAAAGGAGUGAAAUCCACUGGCAAAGUGGUGUAUUUCACUGCUACCUUUCCAUUCCUCAUGCUCAUCGUGUUGUUGGUGCGAGGAGUGACUCUGCCCGGUGCUGCCGAGGGCAUCAAGUUCUACCUGUACCCCGAUCUGAGCCGCCUCCAAGACCCUGAGGUGUGGAUCGAUGCAGGGACACAGAUCUUUUUCUCUUAUGCUAUUUGUCUUGGUGCAAUGACUUCUCUAGGAAGCUAUAAUAAAUAUAAAUAUAAUUGCUAUAGGGACUGCUUGUUGCUGGGAUGCCUGAACAGCGGGACCAGCUUUGUGUCUGGGUUUGCCAUCUUCUCCGUCCUGGGUUUCAUGGCGCAGGAGCAGGGUGUGGCCAUCGCCGACGUAGCUGAGUCAGGUCCCGGCCUGGCCUUCAUCGCGUAUCCAAAGGCAGUCACUAUGAUGCCACUGCCCACUUUUUGGGCUAUACUCUUCUUCAUCAUGCUUCUGCUACUGGGCCUAGACAGUCAGUUUGUAGAAGUGGAGGGUCAGAUCACCUCCCUGGUGGACCUGUACCCAUCCCUCCUAAGGAAGGGAUACCGGAGAGAGAUCUUCAUCGCUGUCAUCUGUGUCAUCAGUUACCUGGUGGGACUCACCAUGGUCACUAAUGGUGGCAUGUAUGUGUUCCAGCUGUUUGAUUACUAUGCAGCCAGCGGUGUGUGCCUUCUCUGGGUUGCAUUCUUUGAAUGUGUGGCAGUAGCCUGGGUUUAUGGCGCUGAUAAUUUCUACGAUGCUAUUGAGGAGAUGAUUGGCUACAGACCGAACGGUUGGAUGAAAUGGAGCUGGAUGUUGAUCACUCCUGUGCUGUGUGUGGGCUGUUUUGUGUUUUCUCUGGUGAAAUACAAACCCCUCACUUAUAACAAAGUGUACGAGUAUCCCGAUUGGUCCAUCGGAGUGGGCUGGUGUCUGGCUUUGGCCUCGAUGAUCUGCAUCCCCAUGGUGGUGGUCGUCAAAAUCAUCCAAUCGGAUGGUUCACUGAUUGAGCGGAUCAAGGCCGUGGCAGCGCCGGUGAAAGGAGCGAGCUCUCGUCCGAAAGAGUGCGUCCUGAAGAACAGCGAGCUGCUCCACCCGCUCGACCCUAAUGGCACUUACGCCCUCUCCAAACACACUCACACCAUCGUAGAAACUACAAUGUGAGACUCUCUAUGAGAGAACCGUGUUCCCUUUUCUCCUCUUUUAAAACUCU